AUGGGUAAUUUUAUUUCAAAAAAGCAUUGCAUUUUUGAAAAAAAAGUCCAAGUUAUGGAAUCCAAAAUUAGUAAAAUGGAGACCGAUAUUAAUAACUCAAAGCUUCGUCAUUAUAAUAAUUAUAAUAAAAUUAUUUUUUAUUAUUUUAUUAUUGAAUUAUAUUUAGCAGCUUUUUUAUACGAAAAGUUAGCUUCAUCCGACACUUUGUCUGAAAAGGCAAUGUGUUUUUUAUAUUCAUUAUUUGCUUCAAUGAUAAUCUACUCAUUAGCUAAAUUUUACAGAUUAUUAUUUGAAAGAUUAAUUAAAAAUAAUGAAAUAAAAUUAUUAAAAUUAUAUGAUGGUCUUGAUAAAUUAUUUGAAGCAAGGAAAAUGGAAACAGAUUACGACAAGACCAAAAAGCUUCUCGAGGACUAUGAAUUUUUUAAAAAAAAUUCCAAUAACAGAUACCAAGAAGAGUAUCAACAACAACAACCACCACAACCACCACAAACACCACAACCACCGCAACCAUCACAACCAAACCCAGGACCAAAACUAGAGGUUGAAAAUUAUCUUUAUCGUUAUCCUUUUUGUAUCACUUGGAAGAUUUAA
This is a messenger RNA of Dictyostelium purpureum, 591 nucleotides long. RefSeq lists its product as uncharacterized. Gene Ontology annotation, cellular component: endoplasmic reticulum tubular network. The record is from RefSeq and is a predicted model, not a curated record. The transcript is spliced from 4 exons. Gene Ontology annotation, biological process: endoplasmic reticulum tubular network organization. Bases 1 to 591 code for a protein of 196 amino acids. NCBI's taxonomy places the organism in Eukaryota, Evosea, Eumycetozoa, Dictyosteliales, Dictyosteliaceae.